AUGCAACAAGCAACUGGGAACGAAUUACUGGGUAUCCUAGAUCUGGAUAACGAUAUAGACUUUGAAACUGCUUACCAAAUGCUCAGCAGUAACUUCGACGACCAAAUGUCUGCGCACAUACAUGAAAACACGUUUAGUGCAACUUCCCCUCCUCUGUUAACACACGAGCUCGGCAUAAUUCCUAACGUAGCAACCGUGCAACCCUCUCACGUAGAAACUAUACCUGCCGAUAACCAAACUCAUCAUGCUCCUUUGCAUACUCAUGCACACUAUCUAAAUCACAACCCUCAUCAACCAAGCAUGGGUUUUGAUCAAGCGCUUGGUCUCAAGUUGUCUCCUUCCAGUUCGGGGUUGUUGAGCACGAAUGAAUCGAAUGCCAUUGAACAGUUUUUAGACAAUCUAAUAUCACAGGAUAUGAUGUCUUCCAACGCUUCCAUGAACUCCGAAUCACAUCUACAUAUAAGAUCACCAAAAAAGCAGCAUAGGUAUACCGAAUUAAAUCAAAGAUAUCCUGAAACACAUCCACACAGUAACACAGGGGAGUUACCCACAAACACAGCAGAUGUGCCAACUGAGUUCACCACGAGGGAAGGACCUCAUCAGCCUAUCGGCAAUGACCACUACAACCCGCCACCGUUUUCAGUACCUGAGAUACGAAUCCCAGACUCUGAUAUUCCAGCCAAUAUCGAGGACGACCCUGUGAAGGUACGGAAAUGGAAACACGUUCAAAUGGAGAAGAUACGAAGAAUAAACACCAAAGAAGCCUUUGAAAGGCUCAUUAAAUCAGUAAGGACCCCACCGAAGGAAAACGGGAAAAGAAUUCCCAAGCAUAUUCUUUUAACUUGUGUAAUGAACGAUAUCAAGUCCAUUAGAAGCGCAAAUGAAGCACUACAGCACAUACUGGAUGAUUCCUGA
Molecule: messenger RNA, 915 nt
Organism: Saccharomyces cerevisiae S288C
Lineage: Eukaryota; Fungi; Ascomycota; Saccharomycetes; Saccharomycetales; Saccharomycetaceae
Gene: INO2
Product: Ino2p
Exons: 1
Coding region: 1-915 (304 amino acids)
Cellular component (GO): nucleus
Molecular function (GO): protein dimerization activity
Source: RefSeq, marked reviewed